CCGCUACCAGAUCUCUGCAAAUACACAAACCCUAAGAAGAAAAAGAAUCAUCAUUUGAGAUCCUAAUCAUGGCCGACGAAGCAAAAGCAAAAGGCAACGCUGCCUUUUCCGCCGGGAAUUACACAGAAGCAAUCCGUCACUUUUCCGAAGCAAUUACCCAUGCUCCAGAUAAUCACGUCCUUUAUUCAAAUCGAUCAGCGGCAUACGCUUCCUUAGGUCAAUAUUCCGAUGCAUUAACCGAUGCCGAGAAGACCGUCGAAUUGAAGCCGGAUUGGUCUAAGGGAUAUUCUCGUCUUGGUGCUGCUUAUUCUGGCCUCAACCGCUACGAUGAAGCUGUUGAUUCGUAUCAAAAAGGUCUAGAUAUUGAUCCGAAUAAUGAUGCACUUAAGUCUGGCCUUGCAGAUGCUAAAUCAGCUAACGUUAGGUCUCGUGGUCCGUCUCCUUCGUCUUCAUCUUCGUCGUCUCCUUUUGGAAAUAUUUUCUCCGGUCCGGAGUUAUGGGCGAAGCUUACAGCUGAUCCUAUAACCAGGGGUUAUAUGCAACAGCCUGAUUUUGUUAAGAUGAUGCAGGAUAUUCAGAAGAACCCUAACAAUUUGAAUCUGUAUUUGAAGGAUCAAAGAGUUAUGCAAGCUUUGGGUACUCUAUUAAAUGUGAAGAUCUCUACACCAAACGGAGCAGGUGAUAUGGAUAUGCCAGAUUUCCCACCGCCGCCUGAGAGAAAGAAGCCGUCCGAGACAGAUUUACCGAAGAAGAAAGAUCCUGAACCAGAGCCAAUGGAAACAGAGACGGCCGAGGAAAGAGAGGCAAAAGAGAAGAAAUCACAAGCGCAGAAGGAGAAGGAAGCUGGUAAUGCAGCUUACAAGAAGAAAGAUUUUGAGACUGCAAUUCAACAUUACACCAAAGCUCUUGAAUUGGAUGAUGAAGAUAUUUCUUACCUUACAAACAGAGCAGCUGUAUACUUGGAGAUGGGCAAGUAUGAAGAAUGUAUUAGUGACUGUGAUAAAGCAGUUGAAAGAGGUAGAGAACUAAGAUCAGAUUAUAAGAUGGUUGCAAGGGCUUUAACUAGAAAAGGAUCAGCCUUGGUAAAAAUGGCCAAAUGUUCAACAGAUUAUGAUCCUGCCAUUGAGACAUUUCAAAAAGCUCUAACUGAACAUAGAAAUCCAGACACAUUGAAGAAACUGAAUGAAGCAGAGAAAGCAAAGAAAGAGUUAGAACAACAGGAGUAUUUAGACCCACAACUAGCUGAUGAAGAACGUGAGAAAGGUAAUGAGUAUUUCAAACAACAGAAAUACCCGGAAGCUAUUAAGCAUUAUACAGAGGCUAUAAGAAGGAAUCCAAAGGAUCAUCGGGCAUACAGUAACAGAGCUGCCAGUUAUACAAAACUUGGGGCAAUGCCUGAAGGGUUGAAAGAUGCAGAGAAAUGCAUUGAUCUUGAUCCAACCUUUACUAAAGGAUACAGUAGAAAAGGGGCGGUUCAAUUCUUCAUGAAGGAGUAUGACAAAGCUUUGGAGACUUAUCAAGCAGGAUUAAAGCAUGAGCCUAAUAAUCAAGAGUUAUUGGAUGGUGUAAGGAGAUGUAUUGAGCAGAUUAACAAGGCAAACCGUGGCGAUUUGACCCCCGAGGAGAUAAAGGAGAGACAGGCCAAGGGAAUGCAGGAUCCAGAAAUUCAGAAUAUCUUGUCUGAUCCCAUUAUGAGACAGGUAUUGGUGGAUUUCCAGGAAAACCCAAAGGCUGCUCAGGAUCAUAUGAAGAACCCUCUUGUGAUGAACAAGAUUCAAAAAUUGGUCAGUGCUGGCAUAGUUCAAGUCAAAUAAACCAACCAGGGUUGUUGUGGUUACUGGUUAUAGCAUCUUCAAUUCCAUGUUUAUUCUCCUUAUUGGUUCUGCUUUUCAUGUUUAUGCAAAUGUAUCAGGUUGGUUGGUUGGUUGGUUAAAAGAAAAAUGUUAAAAUUUCUAUUAUUUUUGAUUUGAAAUCCAAACUUUUGUUAUUUUAAGAAGUGGGCAGGUUUUGUUGCA
Messenger RNA from Impatiens glandulifera, 2015 nucleotides. Its product is annotated as hsp70-Hsp90 organizing protein 3-like. Lineage: Eukaryota; Viridiplantae; Streptophyta; Magnoliopsida; Ericales; Balsaminaceae. The transcript is spliced from 6 exons. The record is from RefSeq and is a predicted model, not a curated record. Gene Ontology annotation, molecular function: Hsp90 protein binding. The coding region runs from base 69 to 1814 and encodes 581 amino acids.